This is a messenger RNA of Trematosphaeria pertusa, 1081 nucleotides long. RefSeq lists its product as uncharacterized. The transcript has a single exon. Lineage: Eukaryota; Fungi; Ascomycota; Dothideomycetes; Pleosporales; Trematosphaeriaceae. The record is from RefSeq and is a predicted model, not a curated record. The coding region runs from base 246 to 824 and encodes 192 amino acids.
GUAGGAAGCACUAGGAGCCCCAGCGAGUGAGUGAGUGAGUAAAUGAACAGAACUGAACAGAACAGAACUGCUGCAGUGUUAUGACUUGGUAUGGUAUGGCAUGGCAUAGCAUAGUCAUCGUCGUCGACUGCCCGCCCUCUUGAUAGAUUCUGAUCCGCUCUCUCUCUAUCUCUCUCUAUCUCUCAGCCAGGCCACGCUACGCCACGCCGUGCCAUGCCGUGCCAUGCCACGACGAGAGAGGGGCAAUGAGACGACCAUCACUUACUAGGUCAGUUCGCCAACAUCUCUCCCACCCGUGCUUAGAUAGCCCACUCGAGAGUACCGCAAGACAGCAACACCCAAGAGCACCGGCGCCCUGCCCCACCAGCCCAUCCUGCAUCGUCCCCGACCCGGCUAUAUCUCGCCGGAUACGCCGCCUCGGGAGCGAAAACAUAGUUAGUAGUAAGAGAUGUUGUCCUGGCAAGUCUUACACGAUAGCGCUCCGAAAACCAAUCGCACACACCAGACUCUCAACAGCUGAACGAAACUUCUCUCAUUCGCAUACAUACAGCGUCCGCAUCUGCACUCCCUCCAUCCCGCCACUAACUAAGAAGGUAUCACGCGAGCCGAAAACCCAAAAAACACCAGGAGGUCCAAGCCUCUUACGCCGCCAUCUCCAGCAGCACCAGCAGCGAGAAACACAGCUCAGGCAGAUCUUGCAUUUACACUGUACAUGCCCUUGCUCAAUCUUUUCCCUUCCGUGUACCCGUUCCCCGGCGAACGAGAGUAAAAGAAAAAUCAAACAACAACAACCAACACACAGUGCUAUAAUAUACAGAGGAUGAGAAAAAGCCCACACAGAUGACCAACCGACCUGAACGCAAAGGAAACACUGACGGGAAACGGGAGGGAAAUGGAUCCCGAGGAAAUAGUACUUUCCAGCUCGGAAACGAGAGUCCGUGCUGGGAACGCGCGAGCUGAGGUCCUGCGUUGCUGCCGGAGGUCUAGCUUUUGUUGAUGUCGCCAGUCGAUAGAAGUACCGUGUCGUGAAAAGAGAAAAAACAGCUCCGAACCGCGCCAUGUCAAUGGCGCUCGUAGACGC